AUGUCAGAUGAAGAUGCACAAGAUAGUUUGGUUUUAGAUGAGCUCUAUCGUUUGAUAUCGAAAUCAAAUGUUGUAGAGUUACGGGGUUGCACACCUAAAUAUCGAUUACCAGAGAGUUUGACAUCGAUAUCGAUAUCGCAUGAAUACGAUGAACCAUUUUCAAUGGCUAAUCUUCCACAGAAUCUAAAGCAAUUGAAAAUUGGCGCGAGCUUCGAUCAACCAAUCGAUGCAGCUUCACUUCCAAAGACACUGAAGACAUUGAGAUUUGGUAAUGUACAAAGUGAUGAAUUGGCAAUAGACUUACUCCCUAGAUCAUUGAAGUCAUUUAACGCUGAAUCAUUACCGCCAAAUCUCGAAGUAUUAGAUUUCAUCAAUCCUUGGAGUGCGCCUGAUACUGGCAAAGUAAAACUACCGAGCUCACUUCGCACUGUAAUCUUCCCACCAUUAGCCUGGCUACCAAGUGUUGUAUCACUUUCCAAUCUGACAUCGUUAAUAGUGGGUCAAGCUACAAGUUUUGAAUAUGGAAUGCUCGAUCUAAGCACGCUACCGGCAUCUCUUACAGAGUUGUGUGUAUUGACACCGAUAAUGUUACAAUCCUCAAUGCCAACUUCAAUUAAGCAACUUAAUAUUAUCAAGACUCGCCAUGAUAUUAAUGAGACAUUCUACGAUCGAUCUAGAUAUCAAAUUGAAAGAAUUGCUGUUGAUGCAAUUAGCAUGGAAUUACUUGAUGGUUUGAAAAUCAAAAAACUAAUUUGUAUAUUUUUCCCUCUAUUCGAUAUACCAGGAGAACGAAGUUAUCUCAGGAAAAUUCCGAUUGGUGUGGAAACUCUUCAAAUUGGAAACUAUUCAAAAACAAUUUCACACAGAUAUCCCAUUCCACCGACCAUAAUAUUUGAUUAUGAAUUCAUGGUGGCUAAAUUUGGUGAGAUACCAAAUACAGUUGAAGAAGUGGUCAUUACGAAUUAUUCUGAUCAACGAAAACCAUUCAAUUUAGAUAGUUUGCCUCCAACAGUGCGUUCAUUGACUAUUCCACUUAAAGCAAUUCAAGUUGGCAAGAAGGGAUUCCCGAAAACAAUUUACAAUCUAUGCAUAGUUACCUUGUCGAUGAACAAAAACAAACUCUUUUUGCGAAAACUUGACGAUGAUCAUUACCUCUUGUUUGGACAAACACAUGAAUUAAAUACUGGUAUAAUCAACAUCAAUAAUAUCGACAAAUUCUUUUCAAAUUUAUUGGAAUGUUUACAAGAUGACAUUUAA
Molecule: messenger RNA, 1257 nt
Organism: Heterostelium album PN500
Lineage: Eukaryota; Evosea; Eumycetozoa; Acytosteliales; Acytosteliaceae
Product: FNIP repeat-containing protein
Exons: 1
Coding region: 1-1257 (418 amino acids)
Source: RefSeq, a predicted model, not a curated record